AUGGGUACCCUCGAGGGACAUCUAAUGCCAGGGAUGUUCUUCCUUCUCUAUUCACUCUAUUAUUCAGUGCUGGUGUCUCUGGCCCUGGUGAGAAAACAGAGAUUCCUCAAACUUCCUCUGCCCCCAAGAGAGAAGCGAGGGCAGAGGUGGUGGCAGCUGAUGUCUCUGGAAGGGGUAGUGAAGUUGGUCUUCUCCGUGUCUGGCAUCCUAGGUGAGUUUUUUUAUCCUCCAGGAACAAACCGCAUGAUGAUAGUAGACUGGAAGGACCCUAAGCGACCAUUUAUGUUCAAGAACAAUUGGGAGCAUGUCACUAUGUAUGGAUUCUUUUUGCUCAGUGGUGUGGUGGACAUUGUGAGCCAGUCUUGUCUGGCACGACAGAAGAUAAAGCUGGAGAGAGCAGCUGAGGCCCUGGCUUUCUUCAUACUGCUACUGCUGAUGAUAAACCACAUUCAAGGCAAGAGCGUCAUGGAGAUCCGAGCCCACAUAUUUUUUAUGGUGCCCUCCUUUUUGGUGGGCUUGGUGCUCACCAUAGAGAUCUGGGUCCCCAACCAGCCAUCACUCUGGGUGCUCAAGACAUGGAUGGGGCUGGUGCUCAGCAACUGGAUGCUACAAAUCAGUAUAGUGAUGUACAUUCCUCCCACCAGACAGCCCUGGCGUUCAGAUAACAUUAAUGACCUCGCCUUCCUCUCCAUUUUCUUCUGCUGGCAUGUGGCCCUAGGGGCUGCCAUACUGGCUGCCAUCUAUGGUCUCUGCCGUCUCUGGUACCAUCACUACUCCUCCUGCAUAGAGGUGUCAUUUACCAGGUAUCAGCCAUGCCCCACGGACCCAAGCAGUGAAGAGCUAGAGAAGUUCAUAACACCAGCUGUGCUGCAGGAUGGAGUUGUCUAG
Messenger RNA from Chrysochloris asiatica (Cape golden mole), 888 nucleotides. Its product is annotated as transmembrane epididymal protein 1-like. The record is from RefSeq and is a predicted model, not a curated record. The coding region runs from base 1 to 888 and encodes 295 amino acids. The transcript has a single exon. NCBI's taxonomy places the organism in Eukaryota, Metazoa, Chordata, Mammalia, Afrosoricida, Chrysochloridae.